AUGGUGCACUUGAAGGAUGUUGAAGAUGAUAAAAAGAUGAUGGUAGUCCAAUUCCUUCUUCAAAACUCCAAGGAUGGCAAACCCAAAUAUGGCAAAAUGAAGGAUGCCGACAUCAAAUUCAACUUGGGGAGGCGCACGAUCACUCGUUUCUGGGCUGAAGCAAAGAAACAAAAGAUGCAAGGUCAGCUCAUCAAUUUAACAUCCACAAAAAGGUAUACACCACGUUUCACAAAGUGUGUUCAGAUUGACAUAGAGCAAAUUCAGUCAUUGGAGUUGUGUAGAAGAGGUACAAUUAGAAAGCUAGCAUUUGGAAUAAAGUGUAGCAAGAGCACAGUGGGAAGGUGGGUGAAUCUAGGGCUAAUCAAAGCACAUGUUAGUGCCAUUAAGCCUGAUCAAACUACCCCUAAUAAACUUCUCAGGCCCAUCUUCGAUGAGAAUGGUAAUGUGAUCUUUGAUGGGAAAAUAAGCAUUUUCCCAUUCAUAGAAAAAGUACCAGCCAAGAGAAGAAGCAAGAACACAAGUGCAGGGACUCUAGAGACAAAACCAUUGCAGUCCAUAACAAGAGUGGUGACAAAAGAAUGCUUCAUCAACAAGAUUGUACCGGCUAUUAUGGCUAAAUGGCCAGAGAGUGCAUCAAAGCAGGCUGCCUCUCAAAAAGGCUUUGAUAUAAGAAUUGUUCACCAACCACCCGAAUCACCGGACACGAAUCUCAAUGACUUGGGAUGGUUUAGAGCAAUUCAAAGCAUUCAAGAGAAGGCUGUCUGCACAACUGUUGAUCAAUUAGUGAAUGCAGGGUGCAUGAUAGAAACAAUGCGAAUGAAAGGUCAUAAUGCCUACAAAGUGCCACAUAUGAGCAAAGAUGCUCUAAUUAGGCAGAAUGCCUUGCUAAUCACAUUGGAAGUUGACAAGCAACUUGUCAACGAGUGUAUCAGUCACAUGAUAGAGGCAGGGGAAGAAGAAAGAAUACAACAUCUUAUUGAAAAGUUGGGAUAUGGAUAUGAGGCUCAAAUUCAGCUCUUUGAAGCCUAG
This is a messenger RNA of Salvia miltiorrhiza (redroot sage), 1029 nucleotides long. RefSeq lists its product as uncharacterized. NCBI's taxonomy places the organism in Eukaryota, Viridiplantae, Streptophyta, Magnoliopsida, Lamiales, Lamiaceae. The transcript is spliced from 5 exons. Bases 1 to 1029 code for a protein of 342 amino acids. The record is from RefSeq and is a predicted model, not a curated record. Gene Ontology annotation, molecular function: nucleic acid binding.